Messenger RNA from Balaenoptera acutorostrata (minke whale), 706 nucleotides. It is a transcript of the gene IGSF23, whose product is annotated as immunoglobulin superfamily member 23. Lineage: Eukaryota; Metazoa; Chordata; Mammalia; Artiodactyla; Balaenopteridae. Bases 63 to 563 code for a protein of 166 amino acids. The transcript has 4 exons. The record is from RefSeq and is a predicted model, not a curated record.
CACUGGCCAGGAGACGCUGGAUACCCAAAGCAGCCUGGUCAUCAGAAAUGUGACAACUCAAGAUGCAGGCAGCUACACUGUGGUGCUGGAAACCAGCAGGGGACGCAGGAGUGCGACGGAGCAGAUACAGGUCAACGCCAACUCUGACGGGGUGCUGGCUGCUGACAUUGCUGGGGAACACACAAGGUAUCCUCCGGAGUGAACUCAACUACUCAGUGAUCCUGCAGUGGGUGGCUUCCAUCCAACCUGAACCUGUGCUACGAUGGACCUUCAAUGGGCAUCCUCGCGGGAUCGGGGAGAGGCUGAUUAUCCAGAGGUUGUCCUUGGAGGAUCUGGGCACCUAUGUAUGCUUGGCCGAGAACAGCCAGGGAAUGUAUUUCUCCCAGCCUGUGACUAUCAUGCUGCCACAAGACAUCGUGGAUCCCACAGACCCUGUGCCCAUCAAGCCGAACCCUACCCUCUCCCUGUCAGGAAGCUCUGCCUUUGCCCUCAUUGUGGCCGCACCUGUGGUACUGGUCGGAAGCACGGUCUUCACCAUAAUCUGGAAGCUAAGGUGUGGCUGACAAAGAAGAAAUGAGUGAACCACUUUGGGGGUUUUUUUCAGUUUAAAUAAAUUGAAUAAAAAUUUUAAAAACAAAUAAAUGAAUCUAGACAAAAGGAGAUAUUACAAGCAGAUCUUAACCACGAAUUUUUAUGUGGUGCUCAA